AUGGCACCGGUCGAGAUCCCCGCGCGGACGGGCGCAUAUGUGUCCCUGAAAUCCGGACAGCGGCUCAAAUUGAUCAACCCGCACGGCACGCAGGUCAUUGAUUUCUGGGCCUUUGUGUUUCCUGAAAAGCAGGAGACGUUGACGGGACCAGACACAGAUACAGAUACAAAGAUACCGACCAGUUUCACACGGUCCAGCACUACUGCCGAGCUGGCAACGACACCCACGCCAAUAGCACCGUACCCUUUCACUUCGGGAAUCCAGUACUUCUCGGCCUCGCGGACGAGGAGUAUUCUGUCCAAACUGGUCCCUUCGGCGACCACGCACGACGUCCUCUACACCAACAAAUCGCUCCCGUUGUUCACGCUGGUCGAGGACACGACGUCCGGGAUCCACGACACGCUCUUCGGCUGCUGCGAUAGGUUCCGCAUGCAUAAUCUGGGUCAUCCGGAUUACGAUCACGGCAGUUGCGCGGAGAACAUGCAUCUUGCGCUCGCACGCGCGGCAGAGGACGGCUGCUUCGUACCCGGCAGCGUGAGCACAGAGUGGACGCCCGAUCCGCUGAACGUGUUCAUGAACGUCCCCGUCCUGUCCGGCUUAGACCGCGAGUCGGGCGGCGGGCGCAUCGAGUGUGUGCCGCCGCAGAGCAAGGCUGGCGAGUAUCUCGUUCUACGGGCCGAGAGGGACGUGGUCGCCGUUAUGAGUGCUUGUCCGAAUGAUUUGAUCAAAGGCGUGAAUGCUGGUCAGUGCGUGGGCGUCGAAUAUGAAGUGUUGUUGGAUCUCUGA
Messenger RNA from Exophiala spinifera, 786 nucleotides. RefSeq lists its product as uncharacterized. The record is from RefSeq and is a predicted model, not a curated record. The coding region runs from base 1 to 786 and encodes 261 amino acids. Lineage: Eukaryota; Fungi; Ascomycota; Eurotiomycetes; Chaetothyriales; Herpotrichiellaceae. The transcript has a single exon.